ACUAACGGUUUGUGUGUUGAUGUGCUGUACYUUACGCGGUUCCAGUGCUCGUUUUUUCAUUCAGUAUCUGUGUAGUGCUUCAAUCGGUCGGACUUUUCUUGUGUCUCUUUCACCACACCAAAUCAAAACAAAUCUACAACAAAAUGACCACCUACUUCAACUACCCAUCCAAGGAAUUGCAGGAGGAGCUUAGCCGCAUUGCGCGUGCUAUUGUCGCUCCCGGCAAGGGUAUUCUCGCUGCUGAUGAGUCCGUCUCCACCAUGGGCAAGCGUCUGCAAGACAUUGGUGUUGAAAAUACCGAUGAACACCGUCGCUUAUACCGUCAGCUGUUGUUCUCCACCGACCCCAAAGUCGCUGAGAACAUUUCUGGUGUGAUUUUGUUCCACGAAACCUUGUACCAGAAGGCUGACGAUGGCACCCCAUUCGUUGAGCUUUUGAAGAAGCGCGGCAUCAUCCCCGGCAUUAAGGUCGAUAAGGGUGUUGUGCCAUUGUUCGGCUCCGAAGACGAGUGCACCACUCAGGGUUUGGAUGAUUUGGCUGCCCGUUGCGCCCAAUACAAGAAGGACGGUUGUGACUUCGCCAAGUGGCGUUGCGUCUUGAAGAUUGGCAAGAACACCCCAUCGUACCAAUCCAUCUUGGAGAACGCCAACGUUUUGGCACGUUAUGCCUCCAUCUGCCAAUCGCARCGCAUUGUACCAAUCGUUGAACCCGAAGUAUUGCCCGAUGGUGAUCACGAUUUGGAUCGCGCACAAAAGGUUACCGAAACUGUAUUGGCUGCCGUAUAUAAGGCYUUGAACGACCAUCAUGUCUACUUGGAGGGUACAUUGUUGAAGCCCAACAUGGUGACAGCCGGUCAAUCGUGCGCCAAGAAAUACACACCCGAUCAAGUAGCGCUCGCCACCGUCGAAGCUCUGCGCAGAACUGUACCAGCUGCUGUUCCCGGUAUCACCUUCUUGUCUGGUGGUCAAUCUGAGGAAGAGGCUUCCGUGCACUUGAACGCCAUCAACAACGUGCCAUUGUUGAAACCAUGGGCUCUGACCUUCUCGUACGGUCGUGCCUUGCAGGCUUCCGUUUUGCGUGCAUGGGCCGGUAAGAAGGAAAAUGUUGCCGCUGGUCAAAAUGAGCUCUUGAAACGCGCGAAGGCUAACGGUGAAUCCGCUGUAGGCAAAUACGUUGCCGGCAGUGUGGUCGGUGCCGGUGCUGAUGCCGCACUCUUCAUUGCCAACCAUGCUUACUAAACAACAACAACAACAACAAUAGCAACAACAAGUUAAGCAUGAAGUAGUGGAAGCGCUGACCUUGCUGUAAACGAGGGAGGAUUUGCUAAGUAGCACUAGAACUAGAGAGGAAAUACAGGCUUACGUAAAAUAGUGUCGAGAUGGAUUAUUGUUUGCAAUUUAUUUAUUAAGGAGAAAGUGACGCAGAUACAAAACAUAAGAGUAAUAUUAACAAAAAAAAAAAAACGACAACAAAUAUUCUACUAUAAACUAGUAGCAAGAAAACCAAAGCCGGAGGAACGACAACAACAAAUAAGAGUGUAAUACCAAAAAU
Molecule: messenger RNA, 1551 nt
Organism: Bactrocera latifrons
Lineage: Eukaryota; Metazoa; Arthropoda; Insecta; Diptera; Tephritidae
Product: fructose-bisphosphate aldolase
Exons: 5
Coding region: 144-1238 (364 amino acids)
Biological process (GO): fructose 1,6-bisphosphate metabolic process; glycolytic process
Cellular component (GO): cytosol
Molecular function (GO): fructose-bisphosphate aldolase activity
Source: RefSeq, a predicted model, not a curated record